UUAUUUUCAAGCCAUACCGAAAAGCAGAGUCCUGACCACUGACCAGCAUGAGCAACAUCUACAUCCAGGAGCCCCCCACCAACGGGAAGGUUUUAUUGAAAACUACAGCUGGAGAUAUUGACAUAGAGUUGUGGUCAAAAGAAGCUCCUAAAGCUUGCAGAAAUUUCAUUCAGCUUUGUUUGGAAGCGUAUUAUGACAACACCAUUUUUCAUAGAGUGGUUCCUGGUUUUAUAGUCCAAGGGGGAGAUCCUACUGGCACAGGGACUGGCGGAGAGUCUAUCUAUGGAGCCCCAUUCAAGGAUGAAUUCCACUCACGGUUACGUUUUAAUCGGAGAGGACUGGUUGCCAUGGCAAAUGCUGGUCCUCAUGAUAAUGGCAGCCAGUUUUUCUUUACACUGGGUCGAGCAGAUGAACUCAACAAUAAGCAUACCAUUUUUGGAAAGGUCACAGGGGAUACAGUAUAUAACAUGCUGCGGUUGACAGAAGUUGACAUAGGUGAGGAAGAAAGACCACGUAAUCCACACAGAAUAAGAAGCUGUGAGGUUUUGUUUAAUCCUUUUGAUGACAUCAUUCCACGAGAAAUAAAAAAGCCAAAAAAAGAGAAACCAGAGGAAGAAGUAAAGAAAUUGAAGCCCAAAGGCACAAAAAAUUUUAGUUUACUUUCAUUUGGAGAGGAAGCUGAAGAAGAAGAGGAGGAAGUAAAUCGAGUUAGUCAGAGCAUGAAGGGAAAAAGCAAAAGUAGUCAUGACUUGCUUAAGGAUGAUCCCCAUCUCAGUUCUGUUCCAGCCGUUGGAAGUGAAAAAGGUGAUGCAGUAGGAGAUUCAGCUAAAGAUGGAGAAUAUGAAGGUGCAGAGCAUGAUGAAUAUAUUGAUGGUGAUGAGAAGAAUCUAAUGAGAGAAAGAAUUGCAAAAAAGUUAAAAAAGGACACAAGUGGAAAUGUUAAGUCAGCUGGAGAGGGAGAAGUGAAGAAAUCAGUUAGCCGCAGUGAUGAGCUCAGAAAAGAAGCAAGACAGUUAAAGCGGGAACUCUUAGCAGCAAAACAAAAAAAAGCAGAAAAUGCAGCAAAACAAGCAGAAAAGAAAAGUGAAGAGGAAGAAACUGCUCCUGAUGGUGCUGUUGCAGAAUACAGAAGAGAAAAGCAAAAGUAUGAAGUUCUGAGGAAGCAACAGGCAAAGAAAGGAACUUCUCGGGAAGACCAGACCCUGGCACUGCUGAACCAGUUUAAAUCUAAACUCACUCAAGCAAUUGCUGAAACUCCUGAGAAUGACGUUUCUGAAGCAGAAGUAGAAGAUGACGAAGGAUGGAUGUCGCAUGUACUUCAGUUUGAGGAUAAAACCAGAAAAGUGAAAGAUGCAAGCAUGCAAGAUUCAGACACAUUUGAAAUCUAUGAUCCUCGGAAUCCAGUGAAUAAGAGAAGACGAGAAGAAAGCAAAAAGCUGAUGAGAGAGAAAAAGGAAAGAAGAUAAAAUGACAGUAAUGUUAACUAGAACUAGCUAGAAAUGUGCCUGCAAUAAGUGGCCUUAUAACAGCCAUUGUUCCCAACAGCAUCACUUAUAAGGGUGUGAAAAGAAGUAUUUUCGAACCUGUUGUCUGGUUUUGAAGAACAAUUAUCUUAUGUAAAUUGUGGAAUGAUUUAAGCAAAUGUUUUUGGUUACCGGUACAUGCUUUUUUUGCCCUCCAUUUGACCUUUUAUAGUGCAAAAUCUGAAAUAAAAUAAAUUUCCUGCCAGUUUACAUGUUAACUAUUUGUCGACUGUGCCAGCCUGUGUGUCUGUUUAUCCUAAAAUAUGUGAAGGCUUUGUUUUCAAGAUUUUUUUUAUAAGAAGUUCUUGCAAAAAAGAGUAUUUAAGGGAAAGCUCCCUGGCAUUCUGUUACCACAUUACUAAAUUUAGAAUAUAAUAAAAAAAUACAUACUAUAAAGAUUGAUUUUUGUUGUUGUUGUUUUGGAUAUAAAUAUCUAAAAAUAGCCAAAUCAGUAAGACUCAGUAGCCCCAUGCCUUUUUUUUUAAAGAUUUUAUUUAUUUAUUUGACAGAGAGAGACACAGCGA
Neomonachus schauinslandi (Hawaiian monk seal) is the source of this 2047-nucleotide messenger RNA. RefSeq names its product CWC27 spliceosome associated cyclophilin (gene CWC27). Bases 48 to 1466 code for a protein of 472 amino acids. NCBI's taxonomy places the organism in Eukaryota, Metazoa, Chordata, Mammalia, Carnivora, Phocidae. The record is from RefSeq and is a predicted model, not a curated record. Gene Ontology annotation, cellular component: catalytic step 2 spliceosome. Gene Ontology annotation, molecular function: peptidyl-prolyl cis-trans isomerase activity. The transcript is spliced from 15 exons. Gene Ontology annotation, biological process: protein peptidyl-prolyl isomerization; protein folding.